AUGGCGCCGUUCACCAUCACCGUCAACAACAAGUCUCAGGCUAGUUCCUCAUAUGGGAUAUAUGCAGAACCCCCUGGAGUUACUCCAUCAGUCACAACCACGACCCGAAUCAUCAGUCGGGUUGUGGGAGUGGCCAGUGGUCAAGGUCAGGCUACAUUCGUUCUAUCGAAACAACUCAUCGCUACUUGUGGUAUUUACGACAUAAGUUCCGAUGUUAGCGACCCUCCCGACCCCAAGAAAAAGCCAGUUGGCACAGGGACUGAAGUAGUCGAUCAGCGAUACGUGGACCUGGGCUCCAAGGAACUAGAUGGUACCCCCGUUGCAGGAUCAUAUCUCGAAGUCGACUGCUCCAGUGGUACUCCCUCUUUCUCACGGGCAUCUACUCAUCCAUUGGCCGGCAUCGGCGCCUUUGUUGUGAAAACAAAGCCUGAUUUUACGCUGCAGCAGGCUGCUUCAAAUAAGUUCUUCAUCGGUUUUAGCUGUUCCGUCCGUCAAGAAAUCGGUUCAUAUGUCACCUUCAUCCCCAGCCCGGGUCAAACAUACGUGAUAAUGCCUUCCAACAAGUUUUAUGUCACGAUUGGCGACUUCAAUGUCAGGGACAUUGUGAAAAAGCCUUUAAAGGCAUCUUCCGACACAGUUCUCGUUGACUUCGAUCAGCUCGCGACUGACCGUGUCUCCCUCGUUCACGACGCCUACAAUAACCUCUCCAUCCAAGCUACACCUCCUCUCUCCAGCUAUCCAGUCGCGAUGAUGAUGAGCGCUCCCUCUUGGGAGAUGGAAGAUUCGAUCGGCACGACACCAAUAAUGAAUUACUCAAAUACUGUGGAAGGUGAAGACGAUAUGACUGGAGAUUCCAGUACGGCGCCUGGCUCUCCUACACCCCAGAGUUGA
Messenger RNA from Fusarium poae, 891 nucleotides. RefSeq lists its product as uncharacterized. Bases 1 to 891 code for a protein of 296 amino acids. Lineage: Eukaryota; Fungi; Ascomycota; Sordariomycetes; Hypocreales; Nectriaceae. The transcript is spliced from 2 exons. The record is from RefSeq and is a predicted model, not a curated record.